Myotis davidii is the source of this 882-nucleotide messenger RNA. Its product is annotated as myeloid-associated differentiation marker-like. Lineage: Eukaryota; Metazoa; Chordata; Mammalia; Chiroptera; Vespertilionidae. The record is from RefSeq and is a predicted model, not a curated record. Gene Ontology annotation, cellular component: plasma membrane; cell-cell junction.
CCACUCAGCUGCCGCCGCAAACCUGUGAGGUGUCUGACUUCAGCCGCUUCGGCAGCCAGAUCUUUCUCCAUCGGGUCCUCAGCUAAGACCGCGGCCAUGCCGGUGAAGGUGACGGUGACGGUGACCAGCCUGACCAUCACAACCACGUCCUCUUUGGACUCCCUGACCAUCCUGGGGUCCCCUCCGGCGCUGUGCCAGCCCCUGGGCCUGCUCCGCCUGCUCCAGUCGCUUUCCACCUGCAUGGCUUUCUUGCUGGUAGCCAGCCAGGGCGACUAUGUAGGGCUCUCGGGUAACUGGUGCGUGUUCGCCUGGUGCUUCUGCUUCGCUGUGACCUUCAACAUCAUCCUGGUGGAGCUAGGCGGGCUCCAGGCUCGCUUCCCGCUGUCCUGGCCCAACUCCCCCAUCACCCACUGCUCCGCCGCCCGCUUCUGCCUCUCGGCCUCCAUCACCUACCCCACCACCUACGUCCAGUUCCUGAGUCAGGGCCGCACCAGGGGCCACGCCAUCGACGCCACUGCCUUCUCCUGCAUCGUGUGUGUGGCUUAUGCCGCCGAGGUGGCCUACCGGGCCCGGCCAGGCGAGAUCACGGGCUACAUGGCCACCGUGCCAGGCCUGCUCACGGUGGUGGAGACCUUCGUGGCCUGCAUCAUCUUCGCCUUCAUCAGCGAACCCUACCUGUACAAGAACGAGCCGGCGCUGGAGUGGGGCGGGGGCGCCCUUCUCUUCGUCCUCUUCUACGCCUCGGCCAUGGUCCUCUGGCCUCUCUACCAGUUCGACGAGAGGUAUGGUGGCAUCCCCGAGCGCAGGAGGGAGCCCGGCUACAGGAACAGCAGCAUCCACAGCGUGUGCGGCUGGGAGCACUGCCUGACCAUGGCCAUCUGA